Molecule: messenger RNA, 735 nt
Organism: Danaus chrysippus (African queen)
Lineage: Eukaryota; Metazoa; Arthropoda; Insecta; Lepidoptera; Nymphalidae
Source: the annotation of a GenBank genome assembly
AUGAGGGCCCUAGUAAAAUUCCUUCUAAGUGCCAUGGGUAUCAACUUAGGAGGUUUAAGAAUAAAAUAUAAAAGUAAGGAUGAAACUUUCCUAGAAAAAGAUUUGGUAUCAAAGGAACCUUUUGGACAAUUUGAUGCUUGGUUUAAAGAAGCUGUUAGUAAAAAAGAAAUUUUAGAACCAAAUGUAAUGUGCCUAGCUACAGCUACAAGGAAUGGAUGCCCCUCUGCAAGAUAUAUGUUGUGUAAAGAGUACGGAAAAGAGGGAUUUAAAUUCUUUACAAACUACGGAAGUAGCAAGGCACAGGAUAUGGAAGAGAAUCCGUAUGUGGCAGCCACAUUUUACUGGGUUGUAUUAAAUCGCUCUGUAAGGAUCGAAGGUUAUGUUGAGAAAUUGUCAGAAGAAGAAUCAACAAAGUAUUUCCAAGAAAGACCAAUACCAAAUCAAAUAUCCGCUGCUAGCAGCUGUCAGAGUACACCGAUUGAGUCGAGAGAUGUAUUGCGCGAAAGAGAAAGUAUUUUAGAGAAGGAAUACUUGGUACCGGGAAAGAAAGUUCCGAAACCAUAUUUCUGGGGUGGUUAUAUCAUUCGUCCUACUUCAGUUGAAUUCUGGCAAGGACAGACUAACAGGCUCCAUGAUAGAAUAAGGUUUCGGAGACUACAUGAAGGAGAAGUUGCCGAUGGAAAGUUACUACAUCAGGGUGAAGAUGGUUGGGUCUAUGAGAGACUUUCACCAUAA